AGAGUGUGAGAGGAUCAGCAGCAGCAACACGAGGUGAUGGUGACCAGGUGGGCGUGACAACACUGUAGGAGGAGGAGGAGGAGGAGGGAUGAUGGCCUCCUGGCGACCUGACCCAAGGGCGCCGCCAUUCGUGCCUCGGCGGUCCUGUGAGGGACGCCGGAGCGGCCCUAGCAGCAGCACCUACCACCACCACCUACCGCAGCUGCUGCCUCGAGGGAGACGCCUGGCAAAGCUCCUUCAGGGGGGACUAAUGCUGGUGUUGGUGACCACUAUAGCCAUCAACGUCUCCUUCAUCGUAGACAAGACGAGGCAACUGAGGACUGCCCCCACCUCCACAGGGAGUGAGGGUGACGUGGGCGGCGCGGGCGUGGGUCGGAGGAACAACCUGCGGCUCCAGGAGUCACCGCCAAAGACCCUCACCGUCGACGUCGUGUCCAGCCAGAACCGUGUGGCUGUGACUGUUGACGGUGCAACGAUCGUAGAGGAGGGGGAGGAGAAGAAGGGUCGAGGGAUACACGUGGUGGUGCUACACCAGGCGAGCGGCGCCGUCAUGGCUCAGCGGGUGUUCGACACUUACUCCCCCCACGAGGACGAGGCCAUGACGCUCUUCCUCAACAUGGUGUCCCCCGGCAGGAUCCUCGUCCUCGCUAUCAAGGACGAGGGGACGUUCCAGAUGAAGGGCGGAGGGCGUGACGCUCUACGCCGUCUGGGCAGCAGUCACGCCCGCGAGCUGGGGUGGAGGGACAUGUGGGCGCUGGUGAGUGCUAAGGGUGGGCGGGUGUUCGCUGAGCACCUCUCUCGCAGCCCUGACUUCAACACCUGGGGUGUCCCCGUCAUGCUCCGUGCAGAGGUGCCCCUGGUGCCCCUCGAGGUGUGGUGUGUCCCGGCAGAGAGUGAGUGUGGGUGGCCGGACACUGAUGAACACCGCCGUCGGGGUGAGUUCUGUGGCCACAUCGAGGGUUACGGCUCCGUGUGUUCCUGUAGCGACCCAGCACCCCUGACCUUCACCACCGAGCCUCUGCUAAACAACCAAGUACACGAUGUGCCUGUUACCAUCAUCGCCAGCAACCGUCCUCACUACUUGUACAGGUCCCUACGAUCACUGUUGGCAGCUCCCGGUGUCAACCCCGACAUGAUCACAGUCUUCAUCGAUGGUUACUAUGAAGAACCUCUCGCUGUGACCAAGCUGUUUGGGUUGAGAGGGAUACAACACACACCACUUGGGGUGAGGAACGCUCGUAUCGCCCAGCACUACAAGGCGUCACUGACAGCCACCUUCAACAUCUUCCCAGCUGCUCACUAUGCUAUUGUGCUAGAGGAAGACUUAGAUGUUUCUCCUGACUUCUUUAGCUACUUCAGCCAGACCUUACGACUGCUAGAGGAAGACCCCACUGUGUACUGUGUAAGUGCGUGGAACGACCAGGGUUAUGAACACACCAGCACAGACCCAACUCUCCUCUACCGUGUGGAGACCAUGCCAGGCCUGGGCUGGAUUCUUAAACGCUCCCUCUAUAAGGAUGAGCUCGAACCUAAAUGGCCAACACCAGAAAAGAUGUGGGACUGGGACAUGUGGAUGCGUUUAGGUGAGGUACGGCGAGGCAGAGAGUGUAUUGUGCCUGAUGUGUCUCGCACCUACCACUUUGGCUCGUCAGGACUCAACAUGAACUCCUACUUCCAAGACACAUAUUUUAAAAAGCAUUCCUUCAACACUCUUCCUUACGUUGAGCUGAGAGACUUAGACAGUUUGAAAAAGGAGCCAUAUGAAGAGUUGAUAACAGAGCUGCUACGUCGGGGGACAAUGCUGGACCACUCACAGAACCCUUGUGAGGAAACCUUCGUGCCAGACACCACCGGCCACACAUACCUUCUCUUCAUCCAAAUGAACCACCACAAAGACUACACUACAUGGCUGCAAGUCGCCAAGUGCUUACGUAUAUGGGACCUUGAUGGCCGGGGCUACCACCAUGGCAUGUGGAGACUUAACAUCAAGUCCAACCCUGUCCUCAUAGUAGGCGUCCCCUUCUCACAGUAUUCGAAAUUCAAGCCCACAGACCUGAGGCCACUGUAUAUAGAGGCACUAGAAAAGGAAAGAGACAGAACUAAAGUCAAGGAGAAGACUUUAGCUCAUAGAUAACAGUUGGCUAUGAUGGUGGUAGAGCCAGUGGUGUACUCCUGGAGGCCCUGCUGUCUCUUGUGGCAGUGUAUAAGACAUGAACACGAGUGCACAAAAAUUUGGGAGUGUGUUCCCAUGAAAAAAUAAUAUAAAAGGAGACCAUACAUAGAAAAUAGAUAAUGAGACUAGAAAAUAAUAUGUUUGGAGUGGGUAACAUUAUGGAAGAAGAGAGAGUAUGUUGUAUUGUGUAGCCCCAACUAGUGUGAUAAUAUUCAAUGGAAUUUAAUUUUGUUUUUCGAUGUUAUCCAUUUAGUAAUACUGAACACCGAUUUGGAAUAUGUGAUUAACAUAGUAUAGUAUAUGUCAGAGAUUAUUACUUUCAUGAACUGAGUUGUCAUCAAAAUACGAAAGAAUAUUUUUGAAAAGGUUCAUGAAGAUAAUACUGAACCUGAAAUAUCUAGACGAUUUGAUGUGGUUUAUGUCCAGACAGUUACACUUGGUUUAUGAUUUGACAGUUACACUUGGUUUAUGUUCUGACAAUUAGUCAUGGAAUUCAUGUCUGGACAGUUACUCUUGGGGUUAUGUCCGGACAGUUGCCAUACUAGUUAAUAAAGGCCAUAAUUACAUGAAGUGUGAAUAUUAUCAGAAUACAUUGUGUGAACUGUGAGGUUUAUUUAAUCUCCAAUUGGAUGUAAAUUCAGUGUUUUUUCUCAACUUCUAUAAUAUAAUUAUUUCAGUACAUGUAACAGUGCAGUACAUGAUGCAGAUGUUGUCGAAGUGUUUGUGUAUAUUUAUAUUUAUUUUUAUACUGUUCAGUUAUGGGAGUGACAGAGGGAAACCAGGCUGGAGUAUAAUUUAAAUCUGUGUAGAUUGUAUAUACAGUAGUAUGAUUCAAAGCCGUUUCAAAUAUGUAUAGUAUGAUUUAAAUUUGUUUUGAAUAUUAUUAGUGUAAUUUAAAUCUUUUAAGUAUGUAUAAUAGGAUUUAAAUUUGUUUUAAAUAUGUAUAUAGUAAUUGUAUGAUUUAAAUUUGUAUAAAAUAUGUAUACUACUUGUAGUAUGAUUUAAAGCUGUAUAAAAUAUGUUAAGUAUGAUUUGAAUGUAAAAAUUGAAAAGUAUGAGUUAUGGCUGUAUAGAAUAUUGUAAAGUACGAACUAUAGUUGCACGGAAGGCAUUGAGGCAGAGUUAGGAGCCUUGGGUCAGUUUAUGAAGAAUUUAAAUAUUUCGGGCAGCUGAGGGAGGAGAAUUAACAUGUAGAUAUAAAAGAUUUUCCAGUAUGAGGCUUUGUCAAUAAGUAAGGAAUGUUGGAGUGGACACACACACACACACACAC
Messenger RNA from Homarus americanus (American lobster), 3443 nucleotides. Its product is annotated as protein O-linked-mannose beta-1,2-N-acetylglucosaminyltransferase 1-like. The coding region runs from base 89 to 2134 and encodes 681 amino acids. NCBI's taxonomy places the organism in Eukaryota, Metazoa, Arthropoda, Malacostraca, Decapoda, Nephropidae. The record is from RefSeq and is a predicted model, not a curated record. Gene Ontology annotation, biological process: protein O-linked glycosylation via N-acetylgalactosamine. Gene Ontology annotation, cellular component: Golgi membrane. Gene Ontology annotation, molecular function: beta-1,3-galactosyl-O-glycosyl-glycoprotein beta-1,3-N-acetylglucosaminyltransferase activity. The transcript has 15 exons.